Fukomys damarensis (Damara mole-rat) is the source of this 1991-nucleotide messenger RNA. RefSeq lists its product as uncharacterized. NCBI's taxonomy places the organism in Eukaryota, Metazoa, Chordata, Mammalia, Rodentia, Bathyergidae. The transcript has 2 exons. The record is from RefSeq and is a predicted model, not a curated record. Bases 201 to 854 code for a protein of 217 amino acids.
AGAAAAGCACGAUGCAGAAAGAAUGAGCUAGAAUUUUAUCUUGAUUUGUUUGAAAGAAAGUUUGUGUUAUUAUUUGUUAGGAAUCUGUUUGGUUUACUCAGAAACUACUUUGGAGAUAACAGUACUCGGUGUAAUAGCUAUUGUUACCCUCAUUGUUUGGUUAUGAAACAUUUUGUAUAAAAUAUAACUCUGAAAAGUUGAUGUUGAAUCUCAAAGCCAAAGAGCCACGAAGACCCAUUUCACGCCAAAGGAGCCUCCAAAGAUCGGGAGCCACAGCGGAACGCAGUGAUUCUUCACCAUGGUCCGCGCUGAAAUCCGCAAGCUGCAGCUCCUUUUCUCAGAUCCAGCCCAGGCUCAGCCACCCCUUUGCCCGCGUCCCCCUCCCUUCCCCUUGCAGAGCUGAGCAGCGUUGUCUGACGGGACGCCACCCCUACCAAUCAUGGCAAGGAGAAGGGAGUGAGUCUCCUCUGAGACUGCGGGGAGGGAGAGACACACUCCAAAGCUCCCUGCGUGCACUAGUGUCAAAUGGAACAAGGAGAGCAUUUUACCAAAUACUACUUUUCAUCAGAGGAGGAAUGGGCGAGGAGGACGCAGUAAAUCUGCACAAUAUAACGUUGCCCAGCCUUGAUCAGCAAGGCAGUCCUGCCAGAUGUGCCAGCCCGGGUGAGAAGGGAAGGCUGUGUGCGAAGUGGAGUCAGGCGGGCACAGGAAGUCGGCGCUGCGUGACGCACUUGGACGUGGAAGCUAAGAAAGUGGAACUCGGAGGGGCUGAGAUGAGGGUCAGCUCAGCACCUGCUGGCGGCGGGUGGGGGUCGCCGUGGGCAUUUAUUAAAGGCUAUGAAACUUUCGGUUAGGCAGAAGGAAAAAGCCCAAGCAACCUACCGUACAAUGAGGUGAAUAUCGUUAAAAAACUGCACUUUACAAAUCACUGAGAUGGCAGAUUUUAUGAAUUCUCCACCUAAGAAAUGAUAGGCAAGUAAGGUAAUGCAUGUGCUAAUUAGCUCAGGGGAUCCACUCCGCAGUGUAUGCAUUCCGAAUAUCAUGUUGCACAUACGCCUUUUAGUUAUAAAGCAACGCUCCCCAAACUACUACGACUUUGUCCAGACAAAACAGAGUACUUUAUGCCUAUUAAGAAAAUCCAAUUUACACGUUGAAAUACCCAAAAUAGAAAUUAGAAAAUACAAAUGAUCUCACCAGAUAAUCUCAUCAAAUGUCUAGAAAAGACUUAGCAACAAUUCAACACAAACUCUUGCAGUGGGGCACACCUAGCUCACUAUUAAAAACGCAAUCAUUGUAAUCUACUCUGAUAACAGAGCACAAAAGAAAACUCACAUCUUAUUACUUGACAGAGACAAAAAUUUGACAAAAUUCAACACCCAUUUAAGGUUAAAAUUCCCCCCAAGUAACAGGAAUACAAGGGGGCUUUCAUAUGUUGAUAAACACUACUGAUAAAAUCAUACUUGAUUUAUUUAAUUCAUUAAAUUCAUUGGUACAUUUUAGGUACACAACAUGAUGAUGUUCAUCACUGGGAAUUUGUACCUGUAGAUGACAUAUCUUGGUCAUUCUUAAUGUCUGAAAGGCUGCUUUCUGGAGAUCAGGAAUAAGAGGACAAAAUUCAUUCUGAUCAUUCUUAUUCUUGGAUAUUUUAUCUAGGUCAGUAAAAUAAAAGGAAGACUAGCAUAUAAGGAACAAAGCUGUCUCUUUUCUGAUGGCAUGACUGUCUGUGUCCAAGACCAGAGAGUAUGUGAGAAUAAGAGCAGCAGCCACAAAGUCCUCAACCUGUGAGUGAGUUUCCUAAGGCCAGGUGAUAUAAGAAAGUCAAAUGAAAUCAGUUGCCUUUUAUAUAUGAGUAAUGGGCAGCAAGUUAAAAUAUAAUACCAUUUACAAUCAGUUAAAAAAUAAAACACUUAAAUAUAAAUAUAGCAAAACAUAUUCAGUACUUGAAUACUCAACAUUUUAACACAUGAAAGAAAUUAAAGAAGACAUAUGAA